CCGAUGGAUCGCAUCCACGGCUUCGGAGCCGGCGCGCAACCAACGGUUCGAACACAGUGGAGGCUGACUCAGCCAGAGCUGGAUGAACUUCGACGCCAGCUGGAUUACCUGCUCGAGAAAGGUUUCGAUCGCCCCAGUACUUCAUUGUUCGCAGCUCCGAUACUGUUCACCCCGAAGAAAGAUGGCGGUCUACGAAUGUGCAUUGACUACCGCGCCUUGAACCGGGUUACCAUCAAGUCUCGCUAUCCUAUUCCGCGUGCCGACGAACUCAUCGACCAACUUCGUGGGGCAAAGUUCUUUUCGAAAAUUGACCUGCGAGGCGGUUACCACCAGAUCCGUGUCAACGAAGCUGACUGCUACAAGACGGCGUUCCGAACCCGAUACGGGAGUUACGAGUACACGGUCAUGCCUUUUGGCUUAACCAACGCGCCUUCAACAUUCCAGUUAACCAUGAACGAAUUUUUUCGGCCGCUGCUGGAUAAAUGCGUCAUUGUGUACCUCGACGACAUCCUGAUAUACAGCACUACCCGGGAAGCACAUUUGAGGGAUUUGGAAGCAGUCUUCGCUCUCCUGCAGCAGCAUCGACUCAUCACCAAGGGUUCUAAGUGUGAGUUUCAGAAACAAGAACUGGAGUUUUUGGGACACGUUAUUUCCAUCGACGGUGUUAAAAUUGACCCGAAAAAAAUCGCGACCAUACAAGCCUGGAAGUCGCCGGCUAAUCUCCGCGAACUUCAAAGUUUCCUGGGGUUUGUGAAUUACGUUCGCCGAUUCAUCCCGAACAUGGUGGGGGUAACUUCCCCUCUCACGGAUCUUCUGAAGAAAGGCAAGUUUUAUGAGUGGGGGAGAGCAGCAGGCUGCGUUCGACCAACUCAAACUUUUCCUGACAACACCUCCGGUUCUUCGCAUUGCAGAUCCUCACCGUCCGACUUCGGCGAAGGCCUUCAACCCAUCGCCUACGAGUCACGAAAGCUGAAUCCGGCCGAGCGAAAUUAUCCCGUCCACGACAAGGAGUUACUCGCCAUCGUUCACGCGUUCAAGGUUUGGCGCUGCUACCUGACGGGCGCUGAUGUGACAGUCCGAACAGACCACAAAUCGCUACAGUUCAUCCGCGCCCAACUGACACUCAACCCCCGACAGAUUCGCUUGCUCGAUUAUCUCGACGGUAAUGACGCGAUUCUCGUCGUCGUUGACCGUUUGACCAAAAUGGCACACUUCGCCGCCUGCAAGACGACAAUCACUGCCGAGCAGACAGCGAAGCUGUUUCUCACGAACAUCGUGCGGCUAUACAGCAUCCCUUCGGCAAUUCAUCAGCGAUCGCGACCCUCGGUUCACGUCCAAUUUCUGGACAAAAACCUGGCAGCAGUACGGCACACGUCUACAUCUGCCCACGGCAUACCACCCGCAAUCGGACGGCCAGACUGGGCGCACCAAUCAGACGAUGGAGCAGCUGAUUCGUACAACUUGCACAGACCCCGGCCCCAGUGGGAAGAUUCUCUUCCAUUGGAGUUUGCGUACAACAACGCCCCAUCAGCCACGACUACUCUCCCCGUUCUUCCUUAAUUACGGGAUAGACCCGACAACCCCUCUA
Molecule: messenger RNA, 1588 nt
Organism: Closterium sp. NIES-67
Lineage: Eukaryota; Viridiplantae; Streptophyta; Zygnematophyceae; Desmidiales; Closteriaceae
Source: the annotation of a GenBank genome assembly